This is a messenger RNA of Schistocerca serialis cubense, 732 nucleotides long. RefSeq names its product odorant receptor Or2-like. The transcript is spliced from 4 exons. Gene Ontology annotation, biological process: detection of chemical stimulus involved in sensory perception of smell; sensory perception of smell. Gene Ontology annotation, molecular function: odorant binding; olfactory receptor activity. Gene Ontology annotation, cellular component: plasma membrane. Lineage: Eukaryota; Metazoa; Arthropoda; Insecta; Orthoptera; Acrididae. Bases 1 to 732 code for a protein of 243 amino acids. The record is from RefSeq and is a predicted model, not a curated record.
AUGACUUUUCUGGGAGGGUCUUCACCCGGCAUCUGGGCCAUCAUUCCCACCAUCAUGCGUAAGUUCGGCAUCUUUCCACCAGAGAGGGAACUGCCGGCCACUGCCUGGUAUACCAGCAGAGACACUGAGACUCCCGUCUACGAGAUACUCAGCACACUACAGUACUUCAGCAUGCAGUACAGCUUCUUCAUGGCGAUGUGCCUCGACCUGCUUUUUGUUUGCAUUAUAAUUCAUGCUGCUGGUCAGUUGGAGGUUCUCAAUGCUAAAUUGAGACGCGUUGGUAAAAUUAUUGGAAACCACCAUGAUGACGCUCACAAACAACGAAAGGUACAGGAGGAACAGUUGGACAAAGAUUCUAGUGGAGAAACUGUGUGGGAAGAUCUCUGUAACUGGAUCAGGCAACAUCAGGACGUCAUUGAGUUGAUUAAAGAAAUUGAGAGGUUGCUGAGCAAAAUCGUCCUGCUUCAGUUCACUGGAGCUACUGUUAUUAUUUGCGUCACUCUAUUCCAAAGCUCUAAGAACUCUCGCCUUGCGAAGUCCGCCUACUACUGCGGCUGGCCUGGGGCGCCUCCAGACGUGCAGCGCGCCCUGGUGUUCAUCAUCUGCAGGACUCAGAGACCUCUGGGACUGACCGCCGGCAAAUUCUACUACGUCUCACGAGAAACGUUUGUCCGGUUGAUGAGUGCUUCCUACUCAUACUACGCUCUUCUCAACCAGGUGAACGACAAAUGA